UCUCAUUCCUUCUCAUCCACAAAACAAUCACCAAAACAUGACUCUCACAAAAACCUCAUUAGUCCUUCUUCUUUGCUUCUUAGGUUUCUACUCCGAAACCGUCAAGUCCCAGAACUGCGGCUGUUCCCCGGACCUGUGCUGUAGUCAGUUCGGUUUUUGCGGUACUGGUAACGACUACUGUGGUCCAGGUUGCCAAUCAGGUCCUUGUACAACCCAAGCCGAAAGUCUUGGUACCAUUGUGUCGCAAUCUUUCUUUGACGGUAUUACCAACCGAGCCGGUAGUGACUGCGCCGGAAAAGGAUUCUACACACGUGAUGCUUUUAUUAACGCCGCUAAUACGUUCCCCAGCUUUGCCAAUUCGGUUACAAGUCUUGAAAUUGCUACUAUGUUUGCUCAUUUCACCCAGGAGGUCGGAUAUUUCUGCUACAUAGAAGAGAUAAACGGAGCGUCACAAAACUACUGCAACGACAAGGAUUUCCCACAAUACCCAUGUGCAGCUGGCAAAAACUACUACGGUCGUGGUCCGAUUCAACUAUCAUGGAACUACAACUACGCACCAUGUGGUCAGAGUCUUGGUCUCGACCUUCUAAGCCAGCCGGAGCUCGUAGGUAGCGAUCCAACUGUAGCUUUCAGGACAGCUUUGUGGUUUUGGGUGAAUAAUGUAAGGCCGGUACUGAGCCAAGGAUUUGGAGCCACCAUUAGAGCCAUCAAUGGAAAAGUAGAAUGUGACGGUGCGAGUCCAGAUAAGGUUAAUUCAAGGAUUAGGUAUUAUAGAGAGUAUUGUGAGCAGCUUGGUGUGGACCCUGGUUCUAACCUUAGCUGCUAAAAAGCUCUCUAAAGACUAUUGUUGGACGGUCGUCUCUAUGUUGAAAUAAUAAAAUGAAUUAUCAUGCAUGUUUGGGUUUCAGUGUUCCCUGCUUCACAAGCAAACAAAAAUUGCUGUAAUAAUCUUAUGAAAGUUAGUACAAACUAAAAAAAAGUUACUACAAC
Molecule: messenger RNA, 990 nt
Organism: Brassica oleracea var. oleracea
Lineage: Eukaryota; Viridiplantae; Streptophyta; Magnoliopsida; Brassicales; Brassicaceae
Product: basic endochitinase CHB4-like
Exons: 2
Coding region: 38-826 (262 amino acids)
Biological process (GO): chitin catabolic process; cell wall macromolecule catabolic process; carbohydrate metabolic process
Molecular function (GO): chitin binding; chitinase activity
Source: RefSeq, a predicted model, not a curated record